AUGGAGAGAGCCAUGGAGCAACUAAACCGCCUCACCCGAUCCCUGCGGAGAGCCCGCACUGUGGAGCUGCCUGAAGACAAUGAAACCGCUGUUUAUACUUUGAUGCCUAUGGUGAUGGCCGAUCAACAUCGGUCUGUUUUGGAAUUGCUUUCAAAUUCAAAAUUUGACGUCAACUAUGCUUUUGGAAGAGUUAAAAGAAGUUUGCUACAUAUCGCUGCCAACUGUGGAUCAGUGGAAUGCUUGGUUUUGCUUUUAAAGAGAGGAGCCAAUCCAAAUUAUCAGGAUAUUUCGGGAUGCACACCUCUUCAUUUAGCUGCUCGCAAUGGGCAGAAGAAAUGCAUGAGCAAACUGUUAGAAUACAAUGCAGAUGUCAACAUUUGCAAUAAUGAAGGACUCACUGCUAUUCACUGGUUAGCCGUAAAUGGGCGGACCGAGCUUCUUCACGACCUUGUGCAGCAUGUCAGCAACGUAGAUGUGGAAGAUGCAAUGGGCCAAACAGCACUACAUGUGGCAUGUCAGAAUGGGCACAAGACUACUGUUCUAUGUUUACUAGAUAGUGGUGCAGAUAUUAACAGGCCUAAUGUUUCAGGAUCAACUCCACUGUACUUUGCCUGCAGCCACGGACAAAGAGAUACAGCACAGAUACUUCUGCUACGUGGUGCUAAGUACCUGCCAGAUAGAAACGGUGUUACACCAUUGGAUCUCUGUGUUCAGGGUGGCUAUGGUGAAACUUGUGAUGUGCUUAUACAGCAUCACCCCAGACUAUUCCAGACAUUAAUACAGAUGACUCAGAAUGAAGAUAUUCGGGAGAAUAUGUUACGGCAAGUCCUGGAACAUUUAUCCCAGCAAAAUGAAAGCCAGUACCAUAAAGUACUAAUAAGUCUUGCAGAGGUUGCUACUACAAAUGGCCACAAACUCCUAAGUCUUUCUAGCAGUUAUGAAGCUCAGAUGAAGAGUCUGCUGCGCAUUGUCCGGAUUUUUUGCCAUGUUUUUCGCCUCGGACCCUCUUCUCCCAGUAAUGGAAAUGACAUGGGCUACAAUGGGAACAAAACUCCAAGAAACCAGGUGUUCAAGGUCAGAAAAGUAUAUGACGCUUUUAGGAAGAUAGACGUAAAAGAGAUGAAUAUGACAAAGCAUGCAAUCAUUUAUCAGACCUCUUCUCCACAGGACCCCUUAGAAUUACUUUGGCAUUCUUUAGAUGAAUGGUUAGUGCUUAUAGCUGCGGAACUGACUAACAACAAGAAAACAUCCACCAGUAUCGCCAGCCUUUUGCUGAAACAAAAGCCAGUAAAUCAACACGAUAUUUCUUUAGCUCAUCAGUCAGACUUUGGAGAAGACGGGAGCCCAGAGCAUCUUUCAAUAUCACCAAGCACAGGACACUUUGCGAGCUGUGAAGCUGCCGUCGAACAGGAAGCUGUUGCAGAUGGUCAGGACGUUAUCUCAAUGACAGCAAAUAGGCUCAGUGCUGUCAUUCAAGCCUUCUAUAUGUGCUGUUCCUGCCAGAUGCCUCCCAGAAUGACAUCUCCUCGUUUCAUUGAAUUUGUGUGCAAUCAUGAUGAAGUUUUAAAAUGUUUUGUUACAAGAAAUCCCAAAAUCAUAUUUGAUCAUUUUCAUUUUCUUCUGGAGUGUCCAGAGCUGAUGUCGAGAUUUAUGCACAUAAUAAAAGCCCAGCCUUUUAAAGAACGGUGCGAGUGGUUUUAUGAACAUCUACAUGCUGGGCAGCCAGAUUCUGAUAUGGUUCAUAGACCUGUAAAUGAGAAUGACAUAUUGCUAGUUCAUAGAGAUUCUAUUUUUAGGAGCAGUUGUGAAGUGGUGUUUAAAUCAAACUGUGAAAAACUUAAGCAAGGUAUUGCUGUGCGUUUCCAUGGCGAAGAAGGCAUGGGACAAGGAGUUGUGCGAGAAUGGUUUGACAUAUUGUCAUCUGAAAUUAUCAAUCCUGAUUAUGCCCUUUUCACACAAUCAGCAGAUGGAACAACGUUCCAGCCAAACAGUAACUCCUCAGUGAAUCCAGACCACCUGAACUAUUUCAGAUUUGCUGGUGAAAUUCUGGGGCUUGCACUCUAUCAUAGGCAACUGGUCAACAUUUACUUCACCAGGUCAUUUUACAAGCACAUCCUUGGUAUCCCAGUAAAUUAUCAGGACGUGGCCUCCAUUGACCCAGAAUACGCAAAGAACUUGCAGUGGAUUUUAGAUAAUGAUAUUAGUGACCUGGGACUGGAACUGACUUUCUCCGUAGAGACUGAUGUGUUCGGAGCUAUGGAAGAAGUGCCCUUAAAACCAGGAGGGGCCAGCAUACUUGUUACACAAGAGAACAAGGCAGAGUAUGUCCAGCUUGUUACUGAACUUCGCAUGACAAGAGCCAUUCAGCCACAGAUCAAUGGAUUUUUACAGGGCUUCCAUAUGUUUAUACCGCCAUCUCUAAUACAGCUGUUUGAUGAGUUUGAAUUGGAGCUUCUUCUGUCUGGCAUGCCUGAAAUUGAUGUGAAUGACUGGAUGAAGAACACUGAAUAUACCAGUGGCUAUGAGAGAGAUGAUCCAGUAAUCCAGUGGUUCUGGGAGGUUGUCCAGGAACUAACCCAAGAAGAGAGGGUUUUGCUUCUCCAGUUUGUUACAGGCAGUUCCAGAGUACCUCAUGGUGGCUUUGCAUUCAUUAUGGGAGGAAGUGGGCUGCAAAAUUUCACUAUUGCUGCUGUAUCAUAUACAUCAAAUUUGCUACCAACGUCUAGCACAUGCAUCAAUAUGCUUAAGUUGCCUGAAUACCCAAGCAAGGAAAUCCUAAAGGACAGGCUUCUUGUGGCAUUGCACUGUGGAAGCUAUGGCUAUACAAUGGCAUAA
Staurois parvus is the source of this 2835-nucleotide messenger RNA. The record is from the annotation of a GenBank genome assembly. Lineage: Eukaryota; Metazoa; Chordata; Amphibia; Anura; Ranidae.